AUGACAAUGGCCCUUCGCCGCCUAUCCUCCGCAUUCGUAAGCACCUCCCUCCACCUUUCGCUCCGCCACAUCCGUACCACCCCUCUUACCAGCCCCAUCUCCCCACCACUUCGCUACUCCCGCCUCUCCCGAUCCACUGUCUCCGCACCCACCAUGGUCGCCACAAAAUCGGCCCCGGGCGCACUCGACACAGACGAGUCGGGUGGCGUUCUUAUCGCCCCGCGCAAUGGCAUGCUCGACAUUGGCUUUUCUGCAGAUCUCAGUGCCCAUACGGGGGAAAUUCUGGUCCUAGGCGUGUGGGCUCUGGAAGACGAUGAGGCGGAGUUCAAGAUCCCGCCUUCGCUGGCUGUAUUUGACAAGGAUGGCGUGCUGAGUGAGGUUGUCGUUGAUGCAGAAUUUAAGGGAAAAGCAGGCUCUUCUACAGAGAUCGUGCGUGUCUUCGGGUCUGGGGCGAAGAGAUUAGUGCUGUACGGUCUUGGAAAGAAGAGCAAGGGCUCCAAAGCCGUGUCUGGCGCUGCCAAAUUUGCCGUAGAAAAGGGCAGGGGGAUCAAAUCGUGCUCCUCGGUCGGCUUGUACGUCGACGAUGCGUCUGUCGGCGACGUGGCAGCGAUCGCUGAGGGAGCGAACGUCGGAGCGUACAUAGACGAGAGAUACAGGGAGAAGAAGGAGUCGGAGAAGGUCCCGUCGGAGUUGCUGAUCGUUGGCUUAUCCUCGAAGGACGAGUACGCAAACGCUAUCAAGCGCGGCACCGCGAUUGCGACGGGCAUCAUCACGACUAAAGAAGUUGUCGCCGCGCCAGCGAACGCCCUGACGCCCCAGACGCUUGCGAUUGCCUCGGAGAUGGUGGCAAAGGAGACUGGGCUUGACAUUAAGAUCAUGGGACGGGCAGAGUGCGAGGCACUGGGUAUGGGGAGCUACCUAGGUGUUGGACGCGGAUCGACAGAUGAGCCCAAGUUUAUUCACAUGACGUAUAAGCCGGAGGGCGGGGCUACUAAGAAGGUAUGCCUAGUCGGGAAAGCAGUCACUUUUGACACGGGCGGGACGAACUUGAAGGUAGGAGCGUCUAUGAUUGAGUUGAUGAAGUUCGAUAUGGGUGGGUCUGGCGUUGCUCUGGGUACGGCAAAGGCGAUUGGAGAGAUUAAGCCCAAGGGAGUAGAGGUGCACUUUAUCAUGCCCGCUGUGGAAAACAUGCUGAGUGACAAGGCGAUCCAUCCCGGGGACAUUCUCAAGGCUAGCAAUGGAAAGACGAUCGAGGUGCUCAACACCGAUGCGGAAGGGCGCCUGUGUCUUGCAGAUGCGUUAGUGUACGCCGAAAAUCUUGGCGAUGUUGAUUAUAUCGUAGACAUGGCAACUCUGACCGGGGCGUGUAUUGUGUCUUUAGGAAACGAUAUGGCCGGGGUGUGGAGUUCGUCAGAUGAGCUUGCCCAGUCGAUAGUCAGCUCUGGUGAAGAGGUCGGGGAGAGCAUGUGGCGCAUGCCGCUCUAUGAGGAUUACGCAGAGCAGCUCAAGAGCAAAAUAGCGGACUUGAGGAACAUCGGUGCAGGACGAGCGGGCAGCUCGAUCACGGCAGCCCUGUUUCUGAAGGAGUUUGUGAAGACGAAGAACUGGGCUCAUAUCGAUAUGGCUGGACCUGUGUGGAGCGAGAAGAAGGGCGGGGCGACAGGUUAUGGUGUUAAGACGAUGGUCAAGUGGCUCGAAUCCGUCGUGGACGCAUAG
Molecule: messenger RNA, 1716 nt
Organism: Chondrus crispus (carragheen)
Lineage: Eukaryota; Rhodophyta; Florideophyceae; Gigartinales; Gigartinaceae
Exons: 1
Coding region: 1-1716 (571 amino acids)
Biological process (GO): proteolysis
Cellular component (GO): cytoplasm
Molecular function (GO): manganese ion binding; metalloaminopeptidase activity
Source: RefSeq, a predicted model, not a curated record